This is a messenger RNA of Scomber scombrus (Atlantic mackerel), 2493 nucleotides long. RefSeq names its product wu:fc23c09. The transcript has 5 exons. Gene Ontology annotation, molecular function: protein binding. NCBI's taxonomy places the organism in Eukaryota, Metazoa, Chordata, Actinopteri, Scombriformes, Scombridae. The record is from RefSeq and is a predicted model, not a curated record. The coding region runs from base 1 to 2493 and encodes 830 amino acids.
AUGGAAGCACUUACACUCCUGCUAAUGCUCUUUACAGUUUCUGGAUAUUCAUAUGUCUUGCAGCCUGGAUUGACAGUGACACAAAUAGCUGGGCUGGACAGAGCUGAGCUGGGAAGGGAGCAGCUGAGAGAUGACUCUUUAUCAGUGGAAGAGAAAGAAAUGGCUGUCAAGUCCAGUGAGGGAAGGAAAACUGAGGAAAAACAGAGGAGUGAUGGACUGACCCCAGAGACGAACCCUGCGAGAGAGCCUGUCAAGAGUGAAAUGCCUGUGGAGGAAAGGAAAAAAGAAGAAGGGUUGACCCCAGAGACAGACCCAGAAAAUAAGAAGAUGGAGAAACAGAGCAAGGAUAAAAUCACUAAAACUAGAGAAGAAAGACAACAACAGAAAUACUCUACAGCUGACAUGUUGGAGGUUUUAGAUAAGGAGGUUGAAGUGCUGAGGAAAGAGGAUGGACAGAAGACAGAGAUAGCUGAGCUGGGGAAAGAAUCAGUGAUUCCUGACACAAUUCAAAUUAUCACUCUGUCUCAAAAUCCUCCUCCUUCUGCUCAUCAUCAUAAUGUCCCACCACCGCUUCCGCUCACACCCACACAAAUUCCUCCAGUCUUCUCUCACCCUCCCACUCCUUACACCAAAGUUACGCCUCGGUUCCUCCCUCCGUCCGUCACUCUUCCCAAUCCUACAAGAAUCAACCGCAUCUUAUUCUCAACAGUGUCUCCUGACGAGGUGAAGACUGUCUCGCUCAUUGAAGAACUCCUCACUAAGGUGUUAAAAAGUCCUGGGCAUCAUGUCGAGCAGAAUGAACUGGAAGUGAAGGCUAGCCCAAGUUUAGAAGAUAUAAUGGUCAAAAAUAUAUUGAAGAAACCUGCACAGAAGGACCCACAAACCACACAUAAAAGAGAGGACAUUGUAGUUAAACCAAUAGAGAGUGAAUUUAUCUCCAAGGUACAAGGAGCAACACCAAAACCCAAAGAGGCACAGUUUAUUACCAAAGAUUUAAAAACCAAAGAGACAAAUUCUACACCAAAUGAAAAUAAUUCCACAGCUAAACCAGUCAAACUCACACAUAAACCAAACACGACUCAGUCCACAAGCAAGCCCAAAACUGUUAAAUUAACGGAAAAUGAAACGAAACUUACAGUGAAGCAAAAUAAAGCAUCUCCUGCCCAACCACAACUGUCUAAAGUGCAGAUGACAACGGCCAAAACACCUUCAAUGAGGCCAAUGAAAAUCAACAGAGGCAGUAAAAACAAGACAAUUAAGAAGUCCAGGGAAAAGCAGAGGAAAAAGGACAAUAAAACCCAAAAGCCAACAAAAAUGAAGGCAGUUACCACACCAACACAUUUUCCUUACUUUUUGGACAACUACUGUCCUCCUGAUUGUGCCUGUUAUGGAAGAGUGGUCCAGUGCUCAGACAAAGGUGUGGAUAAGGUUCCUUACGGUAUCCCUUAUAAUGCCCGCUACAUCCUCCUGAUGAAUAACCACAUCGAGAGCAUCCAGCUGGACCUGUUCAAUGAAUAUGUCUCUAUGGAGUUCCUAGUGUUGAGCAACAAUCGCCUUACAGAUGGUGCCAUAGAAGGGGCCUUUGAGGGGGUCCCAGCUCUGAAACGCCUCUACCUGGAUAAGAACUUCCUAGAGAGUGUGCCAACUGACCUUCCAGUGUCUCUUGAGGAGCUUCGUCUGGACAAUAACCAGCUUAGUGUGAUGUCAGAGGCAGCCUGGGCCCGGUGCCCUGGUCUCUUGGUUUUAAGUCUCAGCAACAACAGCUUGGGGAAUGGAUCCGAAUCUCUCCCUAGUGCAGUGCUUUCUCCUCUGUGCCACCUGCGCACACUGAACCUGGAUCACAACCAGUUAACCUCAGUCCCACUGGGGUUACCACUAUCCAUCAAGGAGCUGUACCUAAAAGGUAACCUCAUUGAGCAGUUCCGUGGAGGAGCCUUCAAUGGGAUAUCAGAGCUGGUGGUGUUAGAUCUGAGUGCAAACAGACUGACAAACAAGGGUAUUCUCAGAGAUUCCCUCCUCAAUGCAACUCACCUGGAAAGCCUCAACUUAGAAGGGAACAAACUAAAGCAAGUGCCACAACACCUUCCCCUCUCACUAAAAGCAUUAAAUCUCGAGGGCAAUCUCAUAUUUUCCAUUAAGAAAGCGGCCUUUAGCACCUUGAAAAACUUGGAACAUCUGGGCUUGGCAAGAAAUAAGAUAUCCAAAGUGGUACCAGGUGCAUUCAGAACACUGCCCGUCCUGCACCAGUUAGACCUGUGUCACAACAUGUUGCGGCACGUGCCCAGACAGCUGCCACAGGGUCUGCACUCUGUGGCACUCACCCACAACAAGAUUCAGUCAGUGCCUCGUGAUGCUUUCUGCUGGGGCAAUAAAAGUUUGGGUCUCAGCGGUCUCGUACAAGUGCAGUUGGAACAAAAUUUAAUUGAUAUGGGGAAGUUGGAUGCACAGGCUUUUAGAUGCUUAAGGGGAUUCCAGGUGGUGCACUUCUACUGA